CUGCGCGCGGCUCGCGGAGUGGCCAUGCUGCGGGCGCGCGGGGUCCCAGUGGGCCCCUCGCUCCUUCGGGCCGCGCUGGGCCUGGGGCCGGGGCCGCGGCCGGGGCGGGCGGCGUCGGGGGCGCGCGGGCAGGGCUGGCUGCAGCCUGCGGGCUACGACACGGGCGUCAAGGUGUACAACAGCCUCACCGGGAGGAAAGACCCCUUGAUCGUGAGCGGCGCGGACACCGCCUCCUGGUAUAGCUGUGGACCAACUGUCUACGAUCAUGCACACCUGGGUCAUGCUUGCUCCUAUGUUAGAUUUGAUAUAAUUCGAAGGAUCCUGACCAGGGUUUUUGGGUGCAACGUUAUCAUGGUGAUGGGAAUUACAGACGUGGAUGAUAAAAUAAUCAAAAGAGCCAAUGAGAUGAACGUGUCGCCCGCUUCCCUGGCCAAUCUUUAUGAAGAAGACUUCAAACAAGACAUGGCAGCCUUGAAGGUUCUCCCACCCACCGUGUACCUGAGGGUAACUGAAAACAUUCCUCAGAUAAUUGCUUUUAUCGAGAGAAUCAUUGCUAACGGGCACGCUUACUCCACCCCGAAAGGCAACGUCUACUUCGACCUGCAGUCAAGAGGAGACAGAUACGGCAAGCUGGUCGGCGUGGCCCCUGCCCCCGUGGGAGAGACAGGUCACUCUGACAAGCGGCAUGCCAGCGACUUCGCACUGUGGAAGGCGGCGAAGCCCCGGGAGCCGUCCUGGGCCUCGCCGUGGGGAGCCGGGAGGCCUGGUUGGCAUACCGAGUGUUCCACCAUCGCCAGUUUGGUGUUUGGAAGUCGGCUGGACAUCCACUCGGGUGGCAUAGAUUUAGCAUUUCCUCACCACGAGAACGAAAUCGCACAGUGCGAGGUCUUUCACCAGUGCCAGCAGUGGGGGAAUUAUUUCCUACAUUCUGGGCAUUUGCACGUGAAGGGCAAAGAAGAGAAAAUGUCCAAAUCACUGAAGAACUACAUCACAAUUAAGGACUUCCUCAGCACGGCCUCCCCAGACGUCUUCCGGCUCUUCUGCCUGCGGAGCAGCUACAGGUCAGCCGUGGACUACAGCGACGGCGCCAUGCUCGAGGCCAGGCGUCUGCUCCGUGCCGUGGCCGCCUUCGUGGGGGACGCUCGGGCCUACAUGAGGGGGCAGCUGGCGGGCGGCCCCGUCCAGGAGGACGCGCUGUGGGAGAGGCUGGGCCGCACCAAGGGGGCCGUGCAGGCGGCGUUGGCGGACGACUUCGACACGCCGGGGGCGGUGGACGCCGUCACGGACCUGGCUCACCACGGGAACAGACAGCUGAAGGCGGCCGCCGAGGCGGCCGGUGGUCCCAGGAGCCCCGCCGUGUUCGGUGCCAUCGUGUCCUACGUGGAGCAGUUCUUUGAGACAGUGGGGAUUUCUCUGGCUGAGCGACAGGGACUCAGCACACGUGACGCCAUCCUCUGGGCCGUGACUGUCUGUCCCGGGCCCGGGACGUGCACCGUGACCACGCCACAGAGACCCUCCCUCGCUCCACUGUGGACUCGGGUCCUCCGGCUGGCGGCUGGGGGGCAGAGCGUGGAGCUGGCCGGUGCCGCACACGGCCCCACCCCUUUGGCACGUCCUUGCUUCCUGCACUGAGGUUCCCGGCCCAUCCGGUACCUUGUGUCGCAGGCAGGCGUCGGCCUUUCUCCCAGGAGCCUGGCUGCUCUCGGCGGGGAGGGUCUGGGCACCAGGUGCUCGCUGCGCUUGCCCACAGCUGCUCUGGCCCUAGGCGGGCGGAGCCAGCCCCCGGGAUCCUGGGUCCCCUCUCCGUAUCGACUGUUACCGCCGACACCUCGACUCCCGUUCCCAGCAGUCCCGGGCCACCUCCCUCCCCUCUGGGCUCCCACCUCCCAACAUCACUCACCCGCUGCCCUCCCCAUGUGUACCUGUCUCCCCGCGGCCGCCGCCUCUCCCCUCACCCCCAGCAGGCUGUCCUCUGCACAGAAGCGUCCUUGCCUGACGCCCCAGGCCAGGGUCCCUCCUCCUCCAGGGGGCCCGCCUCGCUCUGCCUCCCCUAACAGCCUUUUAGGAUCAGGAGCGGAAAGGAAAGGGCCAUAGUUGCCACUUUCUAAAACAGUGUGAACAGGCUGUUAACAGGGGAGCCUGGACUGCACACGGGGGCACGCCGACCCGGAUCUCCCUGUGGGCCCUGCCGGGCCACCUGCUGCCGUGGGCACAGCCCACACCGCCGGGCCGGGGGACCUGCCAGCUGAGGCCUGGCGCCGGCUGCCCUGGCCGUGAGCGGGGACGUCUCCUAGGACUGUUUGUUAGGCUGUGAGCUUCUCUGGCCUCAACACAAAGACUCGCGUAUCUUUGUGAUGAUUUCUGUUUGGUUUAUUGAGAGACACUGAUUCCCUAGUGGACUGCGGCCUUCCCUGGGCGGCCCAGGGCCUGUUGGUGGCUCACACUAGGCUGAGGGGGCCAGGUCUCUGCUGGGUCACCACAAGCCCUCCUCCUCCCCGAGCUGGGGCGCCCCCGGAGCCCGCUGGGGGCUCACGUUUCUGUAACGAGCCGUCUUCUACUGUGGGAGCAGUGGCUGCGGAUCACGUGAGGUUGAAGGAGUUGGACCGCCGGCCCCUCCUCCGUGGGGUGGGUGGGGGGGAGGACGCCUGGCAACUUGGAAGGCCUCCGGGCCCACGCCAGCCCUGGAGCUCCCCCGGCCGGCACCCACGCUGCUGGUCCCCGGCCCCGGGGGAGAGCGCCGCGGGGCUGCGCGUGUGCGCGUUUGUGCGCACGCCCACCCGUGCGCAGGACGUCCAGGGCCUUGAACGGCGGCUGGAGCCAGCAGGUUUGGUUUCCUUGGUCGACAAGGCCCAGGCCUGCCGGCUCUGCCCAAUGACCCUCAGGUGCUGGCCGUCUGCAGUGGCAGCCCCCGCUCACCGGCCUGGGCGACUGGGACCUUCGGGCGAGGGGAGGGGAGAUGAGCCGCGCCCCCGGCCCCUCCCCGGCCCGGGGCCCCCGUCCGCUCAGCCGGCGCCCGGCAGUGUGUUUCAGGGGCCGGCAGCCCGGCCGCCUUGCACAGCCUGGUCGAGGAGCUGGUCCGCUUCCGGCAGAAGGUCCGGCAGUUCGCUCUGGCCG
Molecule: messenger RNA, 3114 nt
Organism: Balaenoptera ricei (Rice's whale)
Lineage: Eukaryota; Metazoa; Chordata; Mammalia; Artiodactyla; Balaenopteridae
Gene: CARS2
Product: cysteinyl-tRNA synthetase 2, mitochondrial
Exons: 14
Coding region: 25-1632 (535 amino acids)
Biological process (GO): cysteinyl-tRNA aminoacylation
Cellular component (GO): cytoplasm
Molecular function (GO): cysteine-tRNA ligase activity; ATP binding
Source: RefSeq, a predicted model, not a curated record